UCAAGGGGCCCCGAACUGAGGCGUGACUGAACCGCAACUCCCACGAAAAGACGCCACUUUCUGUCUGUCGUUCUUGUCCGUCCUGCCUGCAUCCUUCGGUCGUCGAGUUUAUUCUCGGAAAAUCCGCCCCAUGAACAUAAACCACUGCUAAGAUUCUUCUACGUUUUCAUCGAAGACUUUUGAAUAACUUCUUACACGGAAGCACCCGACCAACCAAUGUCAAUGUUAACUUCCUUGUUCCUUGACAAUUUUCCGGACAUUUAGGAUGAGAACGACACCAAGUUACGCGUGAGAUCUGCUUCCUAUUCACGAAAUGGAAUCGGAAAAGUUUUGAGUAAGUUUUCUGCGAGCAACUUUUAAGGGGUCGUCGACAAAGUUGUGCAAGUCAGAGGAGGCUGCGGGUCGCCCGGAACAUUCCCCCACUUUUCCUGCGCCACUUUAAGUGGAAUGGGACGCCUUGAAACCUCCGUGUUUGGAUCUUGAAACUGCGAGGGGCGCCUGAGCACCAUAUUGAAUCAAAGUUGCCAACUUAGUGACAAAUGUACUGCAAGUUCGGGCUUUCCAUGCAGCCACACAAACGGCCGGAAUAUAAGCGUGGAAUGGAGGAGCUGUAGGCGGCGAGUGGCCAACCUCCGCUCGGCUUCGCUGGACGUUCAUGCGGCGCACGAAACUUCAAGUUUGACGCGUGAGCACAGUUGGACGUUAUGGACAACCCGUCCUCGGUCAUCACGCAGGUCAGCCGGGAUGAAGAGGGAAAUAAAGCAACGGACAGAGUGGACACGGGUUCCACACCCACCAAGUCCACCAAGAAGCCCCGCAGCGGUGGCUUAUUUUCCAUCUUCUCCUGCUGCCUCUGCCGGGACCAGCCUGAGCCCCCACCGGUCAACAACAACGCCCCCUUGCUAGUUGAGGAGAAUGGCACCGUCUCCAAGAUCCAGGUGAAGCCGCUACUGCCUCCAGCCAAGUCCAAAGAUGCCACAAAGGUCUGCGUGGUUAUCGACUUGGAUGAGACACUCGUUCACAGUUCGUUUAAGCCUGUGAACAAUGCCGAUUUCAUCAUUCCUGUGGAAAUAGAUGGAACUGUACACCAGGUGUAUGUCCUGAAGCGGCCUCAUGUGGAUGAGUUCCUGAAAAGGAUGGGAGAAAUGUUUGAGUGUGUCCUGUUCACUGCCAGUUUAGCCAAGUAUGCCGACCCUGUCUCUGACCUCCUGGACAAGUGGGGAGCCUUCCGCUGCCGCCUCUUCCGAGAGUCCUGCGUCUUCCACAGAGGAAAUUAUGUCAAGGAUCUCAGUCGCCUUGGCCGGGACCUUAACAAGGUCAUCAUAGUCGACAACUCUCCUGCCUCUUACAUCUUCCAUCCCGACAACGCUGUGCCUGUGGCCUCUUGGUUCGACGACAUGUCUGACACUGAGCUUCUGGACCUCAUUCCCUUCUUCGAGCGGCUAAGCAAAGUGGAUAAUGUCUAUUCUGUCCUUAAACACCAAGGGGGGGCCACAAGCUAACAGAAUUUGGACAGAAUGGCAUGCUAAUCUGAUGUGCCUGCGCGUGCACACACACACACACACACACACACACACACAAACACGCAUGCAAGACUGCAGCUUCCACUGCCAACCCAAACGCAGACUCUUUCCAGCCUACCCCAAGUGAGGAGUCUACGGUAGUGUUAAUGCUGCUACCCAUCCAGAAAAUUGCUUGACAAUAAUGCUCCAUUUCCUCACUCCCUCGGAAGUGGUGAUCGCAUGUCAAUGGAUGAGCAAAUGGUUAAGGACCCUUUUCUCUGUUGUCGGCAUUGAACUCUCUGGACUGCUGAUAUUUCAUCAGUUCACAUUUCACUGAACCUUAGCUCGCCUCCUGAAGGUGCCUUUUUAAACUUUAUUAUUUUAGCCCUGCCACAAAGACAAGGCAAACCUGCCACAGCCCUCAAAAGCAUCUGAUUUGUGGGUGUACAUUUCCAAGUCACCCAGGUCACAUUUUUUGCAAUUUGACUCGUAUUUGACAGGCUCGCUUCCACCUUUUGAAAGUGAAACUUGAACUCUUCCGUGCAGCAGUGGAGGAGAAGAAUGUGACCGCAUGGCUUUUUAAAAUUUUUUGUCUAAAUACAGUGACUUUUUCUUUCCUUUGUAUUCUGAAACGGUACACAUAGGCUGGUAACAAUCUCAUGCAUGGGGUAAAAAGUGUGUUACGAUGUAUGUAUUUAAAGCUACAAUCAACCCCGAACGAUUUCUUGGUCAAUACUGUCAUCUGUCUGUGAUUGUUUUGAGAUCUGUCAGUGCAGCUACAAUUAUGCCACAGUUGUCUCGUCUGUCCGUCGGAGUCCAAGUGCAUUGUUUCACGGUGGCGUUGUGAGAGACCAACCAAGUGACAUUUGACAUAUUUGGUGAGUUUAAAGGAGCUGUGUUGGAUCCAACAAGCCUCUUGGACUGUUUUGACCCCCCCCCCCCACCCCAUGUAUGCAAAUGACAAAAUCAAACAGCCGCAGCUGAAUGUGACUGGAUUGUCCUUUUUGCAGUACCGCUCUUCAGCGAAAGCAGGGAUGACGAACAUAUUUUACAGUAUUUCUGUAUGCUUUUGAAGUUCCUGUCAAUCAAACUCCCUGUUCUUUAAAAAAAAGAGAGAGAAAAAAAAAACAA
Messenger RNA from Hippocampus zosterae (dwarf seahorse), 2633 nucleotides. RefSeq names its product CTD (carboxy-terminal domain, RNA polymerase II, polypeptide A) small phosphatase 1 (gene ctdsp1). The transcript has 7 exons. Gene Ontology annotation, molecular function: RNA polymerase II CTD heptapeptide repeat phosphatase activity. Lineage: Eukaryota; Metazoa; Chordata; Actinopteri; Syngnathiformes; Syngnathidae. The record is from RefSeq and is a predicted model, not a curated record. Bases 705 to 1502 code for a protein of 265 amino acids.